AUGGGCGCCGCCACUGUGCUCCUCGCAGCUUUCGCGGGGCUUCUGGCCCUCGGCAACCUCGCCGUCUCCACCGCAGCCCCCCGGGCCUUCUUCAUCUUCGGCGACUCUCUAGUUGAUAACGGCAACAACAACUACCUGGCCACAACCGCCCGCGCCGACGCGCCGCCCUACGGCAUCGACUCCCCAACUCACACCCCCUCUGGCCGCUUCUCCAAUGGCCUCAACAUCCCCGACAUCAUCAGUAAGCUCAUCUCUCUCUCUCUCUCUCUUUGUAGCUCUGUAGCUCUUGAUGAUGUGAGUUAUGGGUGUACUGUGACUGAUCACUGCAGGUGAGAAACUAGGGGCAGAGCCGACGCUGCCAUACUUGAGCCCUGAUCUCGACGGAGAGAACCUUCUCGUCGGCGCCAACUUCGCCUCAGCCGGGAUCGGAAUUCUCAACGACACCGGCAUACAGUUCGUAAGUGCCACAGCCGCCCUCCUCAGCUUCUCUUCCCCCACCGGCGUUUCUGCUUCUGGUUUUCUGACGAACGGUGGUGCUCCGUCUGCAGAUGAACAUCAUAAGGAUCACGCGGCAGAUGGAGUACUUCCAGCAGUACCAGGAGCGAGUGAGCAACCUCAUCGGUCCCGUGGCGGCGCGGCGGCUGAUCAACCAGGCCCUCGUGCUCAUCACCCUCGGCGGCAACGAUUUCGUCAACAACUACUACCUCGUCCCCUUCUCCGCCAGGUCCCGCCAGUUCGCCCUCCCCGACUACGUCGACUACCUCAUCUCCGAGUACCGGAAGAUCCUCGCGGUGAGUCAGACUCCAUCUCCGGCGAGCUCUCAGAGUUCUUCUCCUCCGUCGAGCUCUCGGAGUUCUUCCGGCGGCUUUCUUCUGAACCUGCGGCGGCGACUGCGCAGAAUAUGUACAAUCUGGGAGCUCGGCGGGUGCUCGUGACGGGGACGGGGCCGCUGGGGUGCGUGCCGGCGGAGCUGGCCAUGAGGGGCACCAACGGCGAGUGCGACCCGGAGCUGCAGCGCGCCGCCGGCCUGUUCAACCCCCAGCUGGUGGAACUCAUCGGCGAGCUCAACAAGGAGAUCGGCUCCAACGUCUUCAUCGCCGCCAACGCUUUCAAUAUGCACAUGACCUUCAUCACCGAGCCCGAAAAAUACGGUAAUUACAUAGAUCCGAACUAUAUCUCGUGCAACUCUAUUACUAGCUCCUCAUUGGGCCACGUAAGCAUUUUCUCUCCAUUUUAGCUGCAUGUAGCUUUUUCUAUAGCUUCUCUCUCGAAAGUCUAGGCCUCGCUUUUUCUGACCAGUAGUCGGCAAUGUACCAGUAACACCGCCCUCUCUCUCUCUCUCUCUCUCUCUCUCUCUCUCUCUAGCUCAUUAUUUUUCACAUGGGUUAAUUUAGGUUGACGCAGAGAGCUCAGCCCAGACUUUAUGUCCACAUUCAUCUGGGUCUCUCACUCUCAUUACUUUACACGUGUGUUCAGACAGGCUCCGACUGAACUUCAUCCGAACCCAUUUUCCGGGCUUCUAUCUCUCUCUCUCUCUCUCAUUAUUUUCCGCGUGGGUUCAGACAGCGGGCUCGCACUGAAAUUCAUCCGAACGUAUUUUCCGGGCUUCUCUCUCUCUCUCCCUUCUUCUAUAUCUCCCUAUAGUUAUCUUAGUUUCUCUCUCUCUGUUUCUCUCUCGUCCCCAUCUCUUUUUCUGGGUUCAUUCUCAAGAGUGCUUUUCUUGACGACCCCAUGUCAAAUACGAGACAAUUAUUUGGGCCUCUCUCUCUCUCUCUCUCAUAAUUUUUCUGGGCUCCUCUCUCCGGGCGGGACCGAGCUGAGCCCAACCACACAGCCUCGGCCACAAACACGACGAGCUCUUCACCGAUCUGACUCCGAGUCAACUCUUCCCUCUUCCACCGCAGGUUUCGAGACGUCCAAGGAAGCUUGCUGCGGCCAGGGGCCAUACAACGGGAUCGGUCUCUGCACCAUCGCCUCCAACCUCUGCCCCGACCGCAGCGUCUACGUCUUCUGGGACGCCUUCCAUCCCACCGAGCGCGCCAACCGAAUCAUCGUUGACCAGAUGCUCAGCGGCUCCCUUGAUCACAUUUCCCCCAUGAACCUCAGCACCGCCCUCGCCCUCGACGACGCCCGCGCCUAG
Messenger RNA from Spirodela intermedia, 2140 nucleotides. The record is from the annotation of a GenBank genome assembly. Lineage: Eukaryota; Viridiplantae; Streptophyta; Magnoliopsida; Alismatales; Araceae.